This is a messenger RNA of Lytechinus variegatus (green sea urchin), 4631 nucleotides long. RefSeq names its product fibropellin-1-like. Gene Ontology annotation, molecular function: calcium ion binding. The coding region runs from base 363 to 4082 and encodes 1239 amino acids. Gene Ontology annotation, biological process: cell communication; heterophilic cell-cell adhesion; establishment or maintenance of epithelial cell apical/basal polarity. The transcript has 12 exons. Lineage: Eukaryota; Metazoa; Echinodermata; Echinoidea; Temnopleuroida; Toxopneustidae. The record is from RefSeq and is a predicted model, not a curated record. Gene Ontology annotation, cellular component: protein-containing complex; plasma membrane.
AGUAAAUUUCGGAGAAUGACCAUCCAGACGUUCAUUGAAAAGGAAAGCGGAUCAACGUUGAAUUUGUUUUGGUGUCGGGCGAGAUCGAUCGACCACUCCCUACAUUUUGAUUACUGAAAUCUGAAAUUCAGAAGGAUUCCAUUACCGGGCUCCAUCAUCCAUUAAUAACUUAAGUUCAAGUCUGUCUUGAAUUCAUCCAAGAAGGGAAGAUAAUUAUCUCCUUGAAUCAACAAGUACUUUGCGGCAGCUUUCCCAGAUUUCGCGAGUUUUACGGCUAACUGUUGUCCAGAAUACGGGAGAGCCUAGGCCUUGGCCGCGGACAUAAUUGAGCCACGUUGAAUUUCUACGAGUAGAGGGUGUCGAUGGUCAAGCAGCAACCAAGGAAUCCGGGCCAAGAAAUUACCAGCAUCAGCAUGGAUCCAUUAUCAACGUUGAGACGAAGGGCGUGGCUGCACGACCCCAAGAUAUCAAUCGUCCUACUUCUUGUCUGCCUCAAGAUAUCACAAGUACAUUCUUCUGCUACGUUCUCUCUGAAGCUUGUCAGUUAUUCUAACGCUGCAAAUCGUGAGUUGGAUGGUGACUGUUGCGAUACAGUAUGGAUUUGCCGUAUUGAUAAGUGUGAUCCAAGAUUUAACCUAUGUUUUCAUCGAAUUGGCGGUUCCAACAGCAUGACGGCGUGUGAUCACGGACGAAUACAGACUGGACUUGUUAGAGAUAACGGACAAUCGUUCACAUUUCCAGCAGUUCUCCCACCAAACAUUGCAAAUCCAAUACGCCGUCAGAUUCCAACUUGGACGGGUGGAAUUCGAGUAAAGAUAGAAAUCUGGGAUGUGGAUCCGAAUGCAGAUGAUAAGAUUGAUUUCUAUGCUAGCAAUAUCAACCUAGCUGCAGCACGUAACGAGGCAUCUGCAACAGCAAGCCGAUACACACUAAGAAGUAACAAGGGUUAUUCCGCGACCAUCAUAGAAGCUAAAGUUUUCUGCGACCCACAUUACUACGGAAGUAACUGCAGAACCUUUUGCCAACCCACCAACUCAGAUAGAGGACAUUAUUCCUGCAGUCCACAGGGACACAAAAUAUGUCAUCCGGGAUACACAGGAUACAAUUGCAUCAUGGAGAUCGAUGAGUGCGCAUCAAGGCCGUGUCAGCAUGAUGGAGCAUGCACGGACAUUUUGAAUGGCUAUACAUGCGACUGUAUAGAUGGCAUAUCAGGCUUAAAUUGUGAGAUCGACAUCGAUGAGUGCUCGAGUUCACCAUGUCUCAAUGGCGGGUCCUGUGAACAUUCAAUUGGCAACUAUUCCUGCUCCUGUUCUGCGGGAUUUACUGGACGAAAUUGCGAGACAAACGCCAAUGAAUGCUCUUCAAACCCUUGUGCUAACGGUGGUAGUUGCCAGGAUGAACUGAACGGGUUUAACUGUGUAUGCGCUGGUGGUUUUCAAGGAACAACCUGCGAGACGAACAUAAACGAAUGUUCUAGUUACCCAUGCAGUUCGGACCAUAUAUGCCUAGAUGGAGUCGAUGGCUAUACGUGUGAAUGUUCGGCUGGGUAUGAAGGAAUCCAUUGCGAAGUCGAGAUUGACGAAUGUGGCAGUGGACCUUGCUUGAAUAACGGUUCAUGCAUUGAUGCUGUGAAUAGCUACACCUGCAUGUGUGUUAACGGGUAUAAUGGAUCAGUUUGUGAGAUUGAUGUCGAUGAAUGUGAGAGCAUUCCUUGUCAGAACAAUGGAACCUGUUCCGAUUCUAUCGGUAGCUAUGACUGUAGUUGUCCACCGGGUUUUACGGGUACCAACUGUGAAAUUGAUAUUGAUGAAUGUAGCAGUAAUCCCUGCAACUUGGACCAUACUUGCAUUGACGAAAUUGAUGGAUACACAUGUCAAUGCAGUCCUGGUUUUACAGGAAAACAUUGUGAGCUUGACGUUGAUGAAUGUCAAAGUAUGCCUUGCGACAAUAAUGCCACUUGCAUUGAUGGUGUUAACGCGUUUCAGUGCCAAUGUAUGCCUGGAUUUGAAGGUCCCUUAUGCAAUAUUAACACAAAUGAAUGUUUAAGUAAUCCAUGCCAGAAUGAUCAUACUUGUAUCGAUGGAGAUAAUGGUUACACUUGUCAUUGUAUGGCAGGAUUUACUGGUACUCACUGUGAAAUCAACAUUGAUGAAUGUACAAGUGGACCAUGCCUAAAUAAUGGAUCAUGUGAGGAUCUCGUCAACAACUUUACUUGCCAUUGCGCAUCAGGUUACGACGGUGUAUUUUGUGCAGACAACAUAGACGAAUGUUCGAGCAACCCGUGUUUUAACAAUGGAACAUGCGAGGAUGUUAUCGCGGGUUACAUAUGCCAUUGUUCUAAUGGAUUUAAUGGUGAAUUCUGUCAGCAUGACAUAGACGAAUGUCAAAGCGAGCCUUGCUUAAAUCAAGGUUCUUGUGCUGAUGAUGUCAACAGCUAUAGUUGCUCAUGUAAAGUUGGGUUUACGGGUGUUGUGUGUGAAGAAAACAUAGACGACUGUCUGGCUUCUUUGUGUUUGAACAACGGAACGUGUAUCGAUGGAAUAGACUCCUUUACCUGUAGUUGCCCUCCAGGAUUUAAUGGAACUUUGUGUGAAACCAAUGUGGACGAAUGCGAGAGUCGACCAUGCUACAACAACGGGAGUUGUAUGGAUGGUGUGAACAGUUUCCAAUGCGACUGCGAGCCAGGAUACGGUGGUGAUCUCUGUCAGACGGAUAUCAAUGAAUGCAGCAGUAAUCCAUGUCUAAACGGUGCCUAUUGCAUUGAUGAUAUUGAUGGAUUUACAUGUUCCUGUCCUGAUGGUUACUAUGGAUUGACUUGCGAAGUUGACCAUGAUGAAUGUGCCAGUGCACCCUGUCUUCAUGGUGGCACUUGUAUUGAUAUCGUCGAUGGAUUUUAUUGUCGGUGUACACGGGGUUUCGGAGGAAGGGUCUGUGAGGAGGACCUUGAUGAAUGCAGCAGCUCACCCUGCAUGAACAACGGGAUAUGCGAGGAUAUGGUUGCAGGUUUCACAUGUCAUUGUCCAGAAGGUUUUGAAGGGGACUUCUGUGAAGUUGACAUCGACGAAUGUGCAAGUAUUCCUUGUUUCAACAAUGCGACCUGCGUCGAUGGAAACUCGUCUUAUUCAUGUGAAUGUCCGUUAGGAUUUAUGGGAAUCUUAUGCUCUGAACAGGCGACCCUUCCUCCAGUAUCACUAUGUGCACAAGGUGUUUGCAAGAACGGUGGUUCCUGCAUCCAACAAGAAAACCAAGAAAGAUGUGUUUGUGUACCAGGUUUUACUGGACCUCAUUGCCAGGUUAUCUUGAGAGGCCCCUGUUUUCCAUCUCCCUGUUUGAAUGGAGUCUGUGUUCCUGGAGAAGACAAUACCACGGAAUCACGCAGAUGCAUCUGCAGUGAUAAAUUCCUCGGCGAGUUUUGUGAUGUUGAUCCAGUGAGGGACAUUUAUUCCAUUACGAUAGCUGAACACACCAAACCAUCUGCUGAUCUUCAAGCACACUUCUCCAAACUUCUCAAAUCAAGUCUGGACAUUCGAGAUCCUGAGAGUCUUCAGAUUGUCUUCCAGAAAGCUCAGUACGGGGAAUCACAACUUACCGGUCUUGCUUAUACAGCUAUCGAGUUCUACGCACGCGCAGAUAAUAAUGUGCUGACAAGAUCACAACUCACCUCUGCGAUUAAUUCUCGCUCAAACCAGGAAAUUGGUGCGAUUCUCAAGCCCUAUAGGUUAUUCAUCGAAACUCCACUGGCACACGUCACAUCGAAAGAAAAUCAGCAAUGGAUGUCAAAGAACUGGUUUGUCUUCUGCAUCAUUGCUCUGCUUAUUCUUAUAGCACUGAUCCUGUUCGCAUAUCUUUACAAGAAAAGGAGAAAACAAUCAGAAGCCUACGAGCAUACAGAGUUGGAUCGCGAAGUCACACGGUUCAUCAACCCAGCGUUCGGUUCACCCCCAAAUAACGUGCCACCCAGAGUAGAGGGCGCUCUACCGGUGACAGAAGCAACAGAGAGUUUUGCUUCGUGGGAAGCCAACUUUUCAAAUGCAAACAUGGGCACAUUCAAAGGUCCUCCUGAAUCGGAUUCCGAGCUAUGAUCGAAUUGAUUAAUUGAACAAAACCUUUAAUACUCUCAUAUAACUCUAUUCAGUGAAAAAUUUCGGAUAAAGUUUCAAAGUGAAAACCAAAAUAGAAAUGGAGAAAGGACUGGGAGUUUUACCGGGGAGUGAGGGAGGAACCUAGUCUGCUGGGCAAACCCUUCACUCGAGUUAAGGGUCUGAAUGUGCAGCCUACUCAUGCCUUGUGUACUGAAGGCCCUCUCGUUCAGGAACAGCAAGUUGUGUAUGUGCUAGUCUUUGCGUGGAGGCACAUUUGUUAAUCAAAGUCCCAAUCAGGGUCUGCGCUGCAGACUAGGAGGAACCUUCCCCCUGAAACGACCGAUGAACAUCAUUGCUGUCAACAAACCUUAGGCAGGAUUGAAUUGAUGCGAUGAAAACAUUUCUUCUGAAGAUGAAAAUGGGGAAUAUUUAAAAAAGGAAUGGACAAAUGAAACAUCUUAUAGAUACUACCGCAUGACUUAUACUAUAUAGAUUAACGUGUAUUGAGAGGGGCGCAUUGCAUUCCUCUUUCCUCAAUCAAAAUAUACA